Messenger RNA from Meleagris gallopavo (turkey), 3433 nucleotides. It is a transcript of the gene GABRA2, whose product is annotated as gamma-aminobutyric acid type A receptor subunit alpha2. Gene Ontology annotation, molecular function: GABA-A receptor activity; extracellular ligand-gated monoatomic ion channel activity. Gene Ontology annotation, cellular component: membrane. Gene Ontology annotation, biological process: monoatomic ion transmembrane transport; gamma-aminobutyric acid signaling pathway; chloride transport. NCBI's taxonomy places the organism in Eukaryota, Metazoa, Chordata, Aves, Galliformes, Phasianidae. The record is from RefSeq and is a predicted model, not a curated record.
CCCCCACUGAGACUAGCGAUGGUUAAACCCCGCGCUCUGAGACACGCAUCUUUCUCUCUUUCUCUCUCUUUUUUUUUUUUUUCCCCUCGUCUUGGGGCUUGCAGCUUACGGAAGAGGAAAGCAUCUGAUGCGUCUGCUCACAUGCCACUUCUGAUCAUCCGUUGCCUCUUUGCACAGAGCACGAUCGCCGGGGAAGAUGGAGACGCACUAAGUUGCCCGUAGCGCGAAGUGCUGCAGGACCCGCCGCUCCGCGCCGCUCCCCGCGAAGUGACACCGCUCCCGGGUGAAGUUGGAGCGCGGCGGUGGCUGAGCGCGGCUCUCUGUUUCUCUCCGCGGCUGUAGGUCUUGCGGAGCGCGGCGAUGAAGAGGCAGCCGGCACCCCGCGGGACGCGCCUGGUGCUCCUCGCCCUGCUGGCGUGGCUGCCCACAAGAUCAGUUCUGGCUGACUCCCUGGAAGAUGAAGCUAAGAAUAACAUCACCAUCUUUACAAGAAUUCUAGACAGACUUCUGGAUGGUUAUGAUAAUCGUCUUAGACCUGGAUUAGGAGAUAGUAUUACUGAAGUCUUCACCAACAUAUAUGUCACCAGUUUUGGACCUGUUUCAGACACAGACAUGGAAUACACAAUAGAUGUCUUCUUCCGUCAGAGAUGGAAGGAUGAGCGGUUAAAGUUUAAGGGCCCAAUGAAUAUUCUUCGAUUGAACAACUUAAUGGCCAGCAAAAUCUGGACCCCAGAUACAUUUUUUCACAACGGGAAGAAGUCAGUUGCUCACAACAUGACAAUGCCUAACAAACUUCUACGAAUCCAAGAUGAUGGAACUCUUUUGUACACCAUGAGGCUUACAGUGCAAGCCGAAUGUCCAAUGCACUUGGAAGAUUUUCCUAUGGAUGCUCAUUCAUGCCCACUGAAAUUUGGCAGCUAUGCAUACACAACAUCAGAAGUGACAUAUAUUUGGACUUAUAAUGCUUCAGAUUCUGUACAGGUGGCACCAGAUGGUUCAAGAUUGAAUCAGUAUGAUCUUUUGGGCCAAACAAUUGGAAAAGAGACAGUUAAAUCAAGUACAGGUGAAUAUACAGUAAUGACAGCUCAUUUUCACUUGAAGAGAAAAAUUGGUUAUUUUGUCAUUCAGACUUAUCUCCCAUGUAUCAUGACUGUCAUUCUCUCUCAAGUCUCAUUCUGGCUGAACAGAGAAUCUGUACCGGCUAGGACAGUUUUUGGAGUUACUACUGUGUUGACAAUGACUACACUGAGCAUCAGUGCUCGAAAUUCACUCCCCAAAGUAGCAUAUGCAACAGCUAUGGAUUGGUUUAUCGCUGUUUGUUAUGCAUUUGUAUUCUCUGCAUUAAUUGAAUUUGCAACUGUAAAUUAUUUCACAAAACGAGGAUGGGCCUGGGAUGGAAAAAGUGUAGUGAAUGAUAAGAAAAAAGAAAAAGCAUCUGUCAUUAAGAAAAACAAUGCCUAUGCAGUGGCUGUUGCCAACUAUGCUCCAAAUAUUACCAAGGACUCAGUUCUACCAACCAUCUCCAAGAGCGCUACAACUGCAGAACCCAACAAGGCAAAACCAGAAGCGAAGCCGCAGGAAGCAAAGAAGACAUUCAACAGUGUUAGUAAAAUUGACAGAAUGUCUAGAAUAGUGUUUCCAGUCCUAUUUGGUACUUUCAAUUUAGUGUAUUGGGCUACAUAUUUAAACAGGGAGCCUGUCUUACUUGGCUUUGCACCAUCAACCUAAAACCUGAAUUUCACUAAGGACUUAAAACAUCAUUCUAAUCAGAUAGGCUGUCUGCUAUGUACAGUACGACUAAUAACUGCUAAUAUGUGAACCAUUAUGUACAGAGUGUAUAUAGAUGUCUAAUCUGUGUAUCUCCAAAGGAGGGACACAGUGUUAAUUCAUGGGUUUGUAAACAGCACCCAUGGCAAACAUAGCCAACUCUCUAAAAGUUAUACCCAGGGGAGCUCUGUUAAACUAGGAUUCAAAUAUACAGAAUUAUAUUCUCUCCGUACAAAGAAAUAAAGAUAUGAUCCUACAUAAUUAUUUAGGAACAGUAUUUUUUAAUUUAAAGUUAAAAUAUUUUUCUAUAAAGUAACUAAUUCUACUUUAAUGAAAGGAAUUGUCAUUUAAAAAUGAUUUUUUUAAAAGAGUGUAAUUGUUUCAUAUAAUAGCAGUACCCAUGUACAUAAGAGUACGGAGGUCAUACAGUUCUGUUCACAAUAAUUCUGGAUACUAGUUAGGCUGAGGAGGUAGUAAAGGCUACUAUAUUGCAAAAGCCACAAGUUUCUUACUUCUGUCCUGUUUGAAGUUGUUAAUAAACUACUACAGUUAAUUUCGGAGAAAAGUGUUGACUAGAUUUCUAAUAUUUAAUUAACUUUCACUCUUCACUGUUUUCUUAAUUUGAUGUUGCUAAGCCAGGUUGUCUGGCUCAACAAAGUUGGAUUUUUGUUUCUUGAUUUUUUUUCUGCUUUUUGAUUUUAUUCUUAAUCAGAUUAUUGUCAGGUUCAUAAAAGCACUCAAAUUUUUCAAGGUUAAGUAUAUCAGUAACAAUACAUUCUUUUUCCUUGCUCAGUGUUAUUAUAAAAUCUGCCGUUAAAGGAUUUGCCUGCAUUUUUCCCAGAAAGCAAUGUUUUCACAGGAAACAAGAAUUCAUGAUUUAAGUUCAGGAAAUUGUCCAUAUGAAUAAAAUUUACUGCUGCUUUUGUAAAUUGCAAAUUUACAUUUCGCUGACAUAAAUUUACAACAACUUUGUAUACUAGAAAUGGUUUUGCUAAGAUUUGAAUGUUAUUUUUCUAAUAAAAGGUCAUGCAUCAUCAGUAGGUAUCAACUGUAUUUCAUAUAUACGAAUAUAACAGAAUUGGAUCUGCCAUUUGCAAUUUUAUAUGAACAUUUAAUACUGAUCAGUAAAUUGUUUUUCAUCUGAGCCUUUGCAAAGAUUCUUUAUGCCCCUAAAGGCCUGGUAAAUCAUGACGUAAGUAGUAAUUGUGUACUCCAUUUAGAAUUUAGUAUAUGUAGCCAAUCAAAAAUAUUUUGAUUCACACAUACAUUAGCAGUUAUUAGUUGACCGUUAGAAAAAGAUACACCUUUAUGAUGAUGUCUUCUAGUAGACAUAUGUAGUCGUAUAGUGUCAUUUAUUGCAGUUUUGUACAGUACUUGAGUAUAGUGCAUUAAAUAGGUAUGUUCAGAGUUUAAUAAAGUUGUAAAAAAAAAUAUUUCUAAAAUCAAAUAAAAGAGUAUCUUAAGAUAUGGAAAUGUGCUAAAAAACAACAAAAGGAAACACUGCUCUUAUUUGUUGUUUUAUUUUCUUGCAUUUUCUUUGCUUUUAAUGUGAUUCUGUUUUGUACUUUGUGUGACUGUAUAGAUGCCAAGGUCACAAAUGCAUUUUAUGAAUAGAAUGAAUAGUUAAGACAGAGUUAACAUCAGCAAAAUAAAGGGAGAAGUAUGG